Molecule: messenger RNA, 6794 nt
Organism: Macrosteles quadrilineatus (aster leafhopper)
Lineage: Eukaryota; Metazoa; Arthropoda; Insecta; Hemiptera; Cicadellidae
Gene: PEK
Product: eukaryotic translation initiation factor 2-alpha kinase
Exons: 16
Coding region: 231-3212 (993 amino acids)
Biological process (GO): protein phosphorylation
Molecular function (GO): protein binding; ATP binding; protein kinase activity
Source: RefSeq, a predicted model, not a curated record
AGUGGCAGUGGCGUUUGUUUCUAGCCUAAACUUUGGAUUUUGUUAAUCAAAUCAAAUAUUUAAUUAAAUUGUCAAAUUUCAUCACAAUUGAAUGUUUAUUUUUAUAACUUUGUUUUGCAUGUUGUGACGCAAGUUAAAUGUCACAGCAUGGUGUCCUUCCAGUUGGUAAUUGAUAAAAGAAGUGAUAGGCAUAAAUAAAUGAAUUAAUAACAAAACAAUAACCUAAAAUCAUGUAUCACAAUAAUAUCUAUAGAAGUUUUUUUUUAUUCAUUGUUACAUUGUUAAAAGCUAAUAUUUCCCUAUCUGUAUCUGAAAAUGUUAACACUGUCCCUGGAUUACCAUUUUGUGGAGGAAACAACGCAGUUAGUGUCAACAAAAGGAUCAUACUUGUGAGCACUUUGGAUGGCAAAAUCUCAGCUCUGAACAUGAAUGAUGGAGGUUUGGAAACGUGGAGUGUUACUACAGGCCCUGGAGCUAUGUUGUCGUCCAGCAUUCACAGACUAGAACUUACUAACAAUGGGCAGUGGGUUAGGAUGAUCCCUUCUCUUAGCGGAGGACUGUACAAGUUCAACGGUGACUACAUAGAAGCCAUCCCAAUUACAGCAGAAAAUCUCUUGAGGUCAUCAUUCAAAUACUCUGAUGAUCUAGUAAUUUCAGGUGGAAGAGAGAGCAGAACGUACGGUGUUGAUCUUGAGAGUGGACGUGUGUUGUACGAAUGUUCUCUGGGAGGUUGUGACAACUACACAGAUCUGGACUCUACUGGAGACGUAGUGUUAGUACAGCGACAGACACAGACUGUACGAGCUGUGGAGCCUAGGACAGGCAUUGAGAGAUGGAACUUCAGUGUGGGUCAUCAUGAAGUGAAGGUGUCGCCAGGACCUUUGAUAGAUUGUCACGACACGCAGGACACGUCCUCUGACACUGUCCUGAAGGUGAUAGUGCCAGAAGGUCUUGUGUGUGCCUUGAGUAGCUCCCAUCCUGGCCGAAUCCUUUGGACCCACAAGUUUGACUCUCCAGUGGUGAGUGCGUGGAAGGUCAGCAAGGGACAGUUGGAGGAGGUAGAUCUGUUUGGAGGAACACACCCACCCUCUGGUCCAGACGUCCCCUCCUCCCCAGCUCUGUACGUCGGCAUGCAUGAGAAACAGUUAUACAUCCAAGAAAGUGUAAGUAUGCAGCAGAAAGUACACGAACUUGCUGAUGGAUUUCGUCAACAUUUUCUCACCGACGAACGUAGAUACCCUCAAAUUCCGUGGAAUCCAGUCUUAGUUUCAAGUACCGCUGUUGGUCUUCCUAGCCCAAAAUCUGAAGUGAAGAUAUCAGAUUCGCCAAGUGAAGCAGGCAGCGAAGGCAAUACUUUACAAACAACAGCUAUGUCUGUAUUGUAUGCAUCAGAGUAUGUUAAUGGUAAUGGGUUUUACUUAUACAGCAAUCCAGAGUCCCACAGGGAUUCAGCUAAAGAUGCCACACUCUGCCCUGCUAACAAUUCUUCAGAAAACACAACUGAGGAGGAAAUACCUGUUGUAGAAUCUCCUGAUGAGAUGACCUUUGCACAUAAUCAGAUCUUUGUUGUUUCUCUUUGGUUCUGGUGGAAAGAAGUUUUCUUAAUCAGCAUAACCACUGCCAUCGUAGUCAACUUAGUGAUAAGAAGAAGGAUAGAUCAUUCGAUUAGUUACCAUUCCAAUCAGCUUGACAUAGUAAAGAAGUCACUGAAGUCGUACAGUUCCCAGGACUCUGGCAUGUCCGACCUCAGUCUGCCUCUACAACGCUCCAGUGAGAGCUUUGAGUCUCGCUUCCUCACUGACUUCAUCCCUGUCCAUUGUCUCGGGAAAGGAGGCUUUGGUGUGGUGUUUGAAGCUAAAAAUAAAAUUGACGACUGCCACUAUGCAAUUAAGCGCAUUCCUCUUCCCAACAGUGAGGAGUCAAGAGAGAGAGUGAUGAGGGAGGUAAAGGCAUUGGCCAAGCUUGACCAUCAGAACAUAGUGAGGUACUUCAAUGCUUGGCUAGAGUGCCCUCCCCCAGGCUGGCAGGAAGUUCAAGAUCAGUUCUGGUUAAACAACAGGGAUUGCUUCAGCUCUAAUGGCGAAGCUUUCACUGUAGACCUGACUGGACAAGUGACACCAGAUAGUGAGAAGAGCUUCGGACAUGUGAUCAACAGGAACAGACUAAGGUUACAGCCCAAGUCUCUGUGGCAACCACCCCAAGAGUGUGUGUCUCACAGCUCAGCCCUGCCUUCUAAACUAGAGCCCUUAGAGGACGACAACGACUCCUUCAUUGUGUUCCAAUCACAUUCCAAAGAGUGUUCAGACGAAACCAUGUCAGAAAACAACAAUGAUAUCAAAGAGAUUGAAGUAGAAGAUAGCCAAAGAUUGGACAGUGCAAUAACAAUGACAUCAGACACAUCCAUGGACACAAAUACUGAUGUGACGGACGUAACUGAGAGCGAGACUCCAAAAAGACCAAACAAACUGGCUUUGAAAAAAACGACAGAAACUCGUGACUCAUCUAGGAUGUAUCUGUUUAUUCAAAUGCAACUGUGUAAGAAGAAAAGUCUCAAGGAUUGGUUAAAAGAUAACAUUCAUAAUAGAUCAAAGCCAGAUGUGAUCAGUAUAUUUGAUCAAAUUGUCCAGGCAGUAGAAUAUGUCCAUAUGCAGGGUCUUAUUCAUAGGGAUUUAAAGCCAUCCAACAUCUUCUUCUCUCCAGAUGGCCAGGUGAAAAUAGGAGACUUUGGCCUAGUAACAGCCAUGGCGGAGAGUCCAGUGGACAUCUGGGUCAGUGUGGAGGCUGAACUGGACGCCUGGGCUGAUGAGAAGCAUACUGCUCGGGUCGGAACUCAGCUCUAUAUGAGCCCUGAACAGGUAUCUGGAAAGCCUUACAGUUAUAAAGUGGACAUAUACUCCCUGGGUGUGAUUCUUUUUGAAUUGCUGGUUCCUUUCAACACCCAGAUGGAACGGAUACACACUCUGACAAAUCUGAGAGCCAACAAGUUCCCUGAAGACUUCCAAACCACGUUCGCCCAAGAGUACGAGUUGCUGAGACUAAUGCUGUCACCUCACCCAGAUGAGCGUCCCACAACAUAUGGCAUCCGAGCGCGGCCGCCACUUGAGUGUGUUUCACCUAGCUCGUCUAGCUCACUACUGGAGUGGCAUUUUGAUCUGCCCAAGCGUCGUACGUCUAGCAAGAGCUCCAGCCAGUCCAACAGCUUGGAGUCCUGAUCCAUCCAUCUCCAGGAUCAAACCGUUUGACUAACCAGUCCUAGGAAACAGAUGUAAGAAAGACAAUUCACAUUGUGAUGGCAUUAGGAGUAAAUUAGUACCUUUAGUUUUGUUGAUAGUACUCUAGAGGUAUUUCAUAUUAAUACUGUGAUAAGGGUUAUUUAAGAGCAAUUAAUUUUUUUUUUACAAAGACUAUCAAAUUGCCUGAGUGAAAAAGUGAAAUUUACUCAGAAGAUUCUAUUUAGAAAAAAAUGUUCAUAACAUAUUUGAUUGUUAGGCUUUUGAAGUAUUGCAUCCCUUAAAUAUGCUUGAACUUGCCAAACUCUACUACCCUACAGGGAAGUAGUGACUGCCGUAGGUGGCAUGGUAAGACCUAGAUCGGUGGGACGGUGGCUCAGUCGGUAGUGUCACAGACUUCAGGCCCAAUGCAGCGAUGUCGUGGGUUUGGAUCCUGGUCACUGCCACUACUUUUUAUCAGUACACUCCAUCCUUUUACUGUACCGGCUCACCCUUUGCACUGUUGGAUACGUUUCACGCACAGGUCCAUACGGCUUAUGUGGACGGGCAAAUGCAAGGUUAAAUAAAAGAGGCCACAAUCAUUGAUUGGAAAAAUCACAUUUUGAGAGAUUGUACUAUAGAGGAAAAUUAGCUUUCAGUGAAGCGGCAGUAUGGUAGCAAACCUGGCGGUUACUCACUGUUUGCGUCGGUGCGGUUGGUGUUGCCAACCCAACCUGCCACAAUAAAAACUCCCAUUUUCUUCUGUUGCUUUAUAGAACACUGACCUCAAUAUUGUUGAAAUUUUUGAUGGGCAAAUGUGUUAAAUAAAUUAAAUUCCAGUAAUUGAAAUGUAAUUAAAUUAUACUAAAUUGAACUAUGUGUGUUUUCAAACUACUUUUACAAAUUUUUGGUGCAUUGGUUGGCAACAGUGUAACUAGCUCACCACUCUUACAACUCCUACUUGAGCUCGAACUGACAUGAGCCGCCUUCUUGAAUUGACUUCUGGUAGAACUGCCAGGUAGAACCCACUUAAGAAAAUCAAAUAUUGUUUAUAUUGUUGCAUUGUACAGUUUAUUGUUGCGUUGUACAUUUGAAUGUUACAGAGAGAAUACAAAAAAAAAACUGGACAUUUAAUUUAUUCAUAUGUAGAAAAAGAAAACUGUGUUAGUUUGCUUGUUUAUAGAUUUUGUAUGUUGAUCGAAUUUAGCAAAUUUAUUAAUUCCACCCUAUACUGUUAACAUUCAAUUUGGUAAAAAAAGAACCUUUUUUCCUUUCCCAUCGCAGCAAACCAAAGUAAGCCUACUCGUUAAAUCUAAUGUUUGCAGAAAAAGUAUAUCUUGUUGAAAUUUCUGAGUUAGAAUCCUAUCAGACAAAUUGAAACCCCAUAAGUGUGCAGGUUUACUGCACCAGGGAUAUUUUUCAACCUCUGCUGUGUAGGUAUUCCUAACAUGUGUGGUGAUCCAAAGCCAGGGAAGUACCAAUACAACAUAACUGACAUGGUCAAGACAAUGGCGACCAGCAACAUCGUCACUUAGCCAAACAAGCUAUUGUGUUUGGCAACCACGUGUUCAGUUGUUUCAAAAUAAUUCAAUUAUAUAGAUGCGUAACUUGCAUGAUUUGGAAAUAUUUUCAUUUGUGAAACAAUCAAAUAUUUAUUUUUGUUGCUCUUUUUAUUAUAAAACAUAGGCUAUGGUACUUAAAAAAAAACAGGUAUAUUUAACAAUUAUUGUUUAAAAAUGUAUAUUCAGGAUCUUUGUGAAUUUGUUGUAACAGUAAAUUAGAAAACUGGUAUACAGUAACAGGCAAAUUCGCUUGGUUUGUCUAAUUACAUUAAUAAUGUUGUUUUGGCUAGCCCAGGCUUUGGAGGGUCCGCAAUCCGUUUGUGGUUAUCAAUCUUUCUUUAUGAAAUAUUAAAAUUAUCUUAUUUAAAAUUUCAAUAAUUCAAAAACCAAAUAUACAAAUGAAAAACUGAUUGCGGCAUUGAGUUCAGCAUAAAAAAGUUGUUCAAAAUGAUGGGUCACAACACCACCUUCACAUUUAAAUUAAUUUGUCACAUUUCAAAAUGGCGGAUCCAAGAUGGCGGCCUGAAACAUUACAUCCGUCAUAACUAAGUGAAAAUAGGUCGACAAUGAAUGAUGGUGUAUACUUAUCUUUAUCUAGCACUAUUUUGAGAUUAUGGUCUUAGUUUGUAAAUGCACAAUGUUAAAAUGGGCUAAAAAUAAAGUUAUAAAAAGUCCUUAUAAAUUUAGAACGGAUCAAGAUUUUUUAAACUAAUUGCGGCAUUGUAAUCAGCGUAAAAUUCUAGUUUGAAAUAAUGGGUCACAACCCUACCUUUACAUUUGAAAAAAAAAACUUUGUAUCCAAUAUGGCGGCCAAAAAUGUAUACCCAGUCAAAAUGAAGUACUUACUACUCUACAAUGAUCUGACGUGGUCCGGAGUUGAUAUCUUAAGAAAUGUAGAAAAAAGUAGGGGGGGGAACUCAUUUAAAACUCACCCUGUAUAAUCAAUAUGAACACAUUUUAGGUGAUAAAAAAAAAAUUUUAAUAAACCUUUAUAAAUAGAUUGCAAUUCACAUAAUGUUUUAAGUUUCAACUUUGAAAUUUGAAAGUGCGCUGACGUUCUUCCAAACUUCGGGCAGCGAUUCGUCACCAAUUUGUUUUAUCAUUUUGCUGGGCCUUUAGAUCUGCAAUUUCUCUACUUUUAUUCUUCGACUUCAAUCCGUGACUUGGCCGAGGUUCUGAGACAUUUGGCGAGAUGUAUGAGCUGGUUUGAACCGGCUCGGUUGUAGACAAAAUGGCAAAAUUUGUUUUCCGGCGAUCGAUUGUAGCUUCUCUCCCUUGCAGUUCUUUAUACAUAUAUUUUCACUUGAGAGGUCUUUUGCGUUUCAUUCUCAACCUUGAAAAUAUUUAACACUAAUAUGUAACCAAACUAAACCAAAUAAUUUAACCUAAUAAACCAAACUAAAUAUACGGUAACUAUUCUUUAAAACGUUUAUUCCAAUCCAACCAAUACAGUUAUUUUUGAUUACACGUCAAAUCUGAUGAUGAUAAUAAGAAUCUGUACAUCAGCUGAUUCUUAACUUCAGCUACAAAAUGGUAUUGACGAUAACAUGGGCACUUUCAAGGGCUGUAGGGCGGAAAUUGGAUUUUUCCAAGCCAACUCCCAUAGAUUUCCUGUGGCCAAAUACCACAUAUAUUGAACAAAAAUCAAAAAUCCUCGGACGAAAGAAACAUUUUGCUCGUAAACACGCUUGUUUUAGGGUAUAGGAUAUAGUUGCACUAGCAUUCUUUUAUUACAAUUUUUAGGUAUUUGUGAAAAAUUUUAGUGUUUAUUAGACAAAAACGCUGUUUCAGCUUGAAUUUCUUACCUUAACUUUCUUUUUGGAUGUUUUAAUUUUGUUCUAAGAUUACCCCUGGUUUUCAAUUCUAAGGUCAAGUAAAGGAUUUUUUACAGUCUUGUCUUCUAUAUUUUAGUCUUUAUUAAUUGAAUCUGUAAUAUUAUUCUAAAGCUUAUAUAAACAGCUCCUAUUAGUGUUUUAUUUUAGGCUAGAUUGUUUUAGCUGUAUAUUGUAAAUAAUAAUUUAAU